This is a messenger RNA of Amoebophrya sp. A25, 1687 nucleotides long. Lineage: Eukaryota; Dinophyceae; Syndiniales; Amoebophryaceae. The record is from the annotation of a GenBank genome assembly.
AUGCUACUCACGCUACUCUGCGCAACCUUGCCUAUGGGAGCAAUAAAUGGUAUUUUGAUGUUCGUGUUUUACUUAUUUAAUGCAGUUGAAAAUUGGAAUCCGAUUCCGAAUAAAAAAAAAAGACGUUUUUGUCAGGUUUCGGGCGUUACGACACCGAUCGAUACGUGCAUAUUACGGCUAAAGCAGCUACUUCAUCAAUCAUCAUCUUUGGUUGCACCAUCGGAUCUCUCGCUCUCUCAACGAAUCUGAAAAGCAGUGGGCUAUUUGAAAGAACAAGACUAGAAAAAUAAAGUAACAGGACGAACCAGGACAGUUCCAGCAAGUAGUAUGAAUGAAGUGUGAAGAUGAGUUACCCCAACCCGCCCCGCCAUUUUCUAAUCACCGCGAAGGAAAAGGCUACUGGGGAUUUGCAAUUUUCAUAGAGAGCAUGGUAUACCUAGUGAACCUAGCGAUAUCGUCGUUCUGUAUGUACAAAGUGCUCUCUUUCGAUCCUUAUGUUGCGCAGAACAGACCAAGUGGAGGCGGAGGGAUCGAGAUGACUGGAGCUGCGCCAAGUCAAGUCUAGUAUGUAAGGACGAGACGCGGACUGACUUACACGGUUGAUGUUUUCGUCGUGGCGGGGCUUCAUGCAGCAUAAAAACGGGCAUAAUAUCGGGGCAUCAUGUGUCCGGGGCAACACAUGAUCCAAUCGAAGAUGAGGACUCUGCAGACGGGAUCAUCCAACGAAAGUGAAGACGUCCCGCUCCGCAGUCCUCAUUAACGGCGCGUUCUAUACACUCUUCCCUAGCGCAGUCCUCAUUAACGGCGCGUUCUAUACACUCUUCCCUUUUUCCAUACAUCCAUGUGUGAUCUCCCUCUUAAGUAGUAAGACUUUGUGCUUGAUGCGGCUACAAGUACGACAUGGCGAAGAUGAACUCGCCCACCUCUCUUUUAUUCACGAGAAUAGAUCUGUUCCUGAGAGCUGCACUCGAAGAGAGAAAUACUUGAACGAGAAGCUGCGUGAACAUCUAAGUACAUCGAAUAUCAAAAUGCCGCUUGUUCGACGACAUCUAUCUAGUGACAGCAGAGGUAGUAAGACGGACGAGGAAGCUCAAGCUCUGCUGCUUCUCUUUGUCGAAGUGAUCAUGUAGUGCUCUUGAAGUAAGCUUUUAAUACAAAUAUACACUUUGAGGUUUGACUGGAAAACUCUCUACUUGAGAAAAGAAUGUUGCCAUCUACCAGUCCAUCGGUGCUGGCGGAGGAGCUGGCAUCGCGAGAGAUCUAGCGCAUAGUGGAUGCAAACCCUGCAACGGGAUUUCAUCUACGAAGCGCAUUUCAAAAGCCGCUGAAACGAUUGCUACAACGCUUCAAGCCAAAUAAGUCUACCUUGGUUGGACGAUUAUUUCCUUCCAGACCAUCAUCAAAUGCGGAACAAGUAGUUUUUACAAGAACAUCUUCUAGUUCUUCGAGAACGCCGUAUCAAGAUCCCUCACAGUUGCGUAUCUGGACUAGCGAUUCUCCACCGACGAACGGAGCUGGUUUGUUUUCGGCAGUCAGUCAAAACGAUUUUCCAGAUCCAGUAGAUAAAAUUUUCGAUACAGAUUGCACUUCCGAUGUAGUCUACAGAUUCUCUCAAAGUUUGCUCAUGGAUUCGAUUUUACAAAGACAGUGGCUGGAGACUCGGAAAGAUCCUUUGAGACUUCCUAAG